UGGUGAAAAGGUACCGAUUUAUUUUCCUUUGUUUCUUCGCAGGCAAUGAAAGUGCUGUCCAAGAAGAAGCUGAUGAAGCAGUAUGGAUUUCCACGACGCCCCCCUCCUAGGGGAGCGAAAGCAGCUCAGGGGGAUCAGCCAAAGACCCUGGCACCUCUGGAGAGGGUUUACCAGGAGAUCGCCAUCCUCAAGAAACUGGACCAUCUCAACAUCGUUAAGCUCAUCGAGGUGCUAGAUGACUCCUCUGAAGACAACCUGCAUAUGGCAUUUGAGCUAAUGAAAAAAGGCCCGGUGAUGGAGGUGCCGACAGACAGCCCCUUCACAGAGGAGCAGACAAGGGUCUACUUCAGAGACGUGGUCCUGGGCAUCGAGUACUUACACUACCAGAAGAUCGUCCACAGGGACAUCAAGCCCUCAAACUUGCUCCUUGGUGAUGACGGACACAUCAAAAUCGCCGAUUUCGGAGUGAGUAACCAGUUUGAAGGCAACGACGCGUUGCUGUCCAGCACUGCCGGGACCCCUGCCUUCAUGGCUCCAGAGACCCUCUCAGAUCAUAGGAAGAUCUUCAGUGGAAAGGCACUGGAUAUAUGGGCUAUGGGUGUGACAUUGUACUGUUUUGUGUUUGGGAAGUGCCCUUUUAUAGACGAGUACAUCUUGGCAUUACACAACAAGAUCAGAAAUAAACCAGUGGAGUUCCCUGAAACGCCAGUGAUCAGUGAGGAACUCAAGAGCCUAAUUCUACGAAUGCUGGACAAAAAUCCAGACACUAGAAUAACUAUCCCAGAAAUAAAGGUGCACCCAUGGGUCACGAAGGACGGUACAGACCCACUGCCUCUGGAGGAGGAACACUGCAGCGUGGUGGAGGUCACUGAAGAGGAGGUCAGGAACUCUGUCAAGCUCAUCCCCAGCCUCUCUGCUGUGAUUCUAGUGAAGUCGAUGCUGCGAAAGCGGUCGUUUGGGAACCCAUUCGAGUGUCCUUCGAGGAGAGAAGAGAGAUCCAUGUCCGCUCCUGGGAAUUUACUCAUGAAAGACAGCAGCGGGGAUGGAGGCAAAGACACAGAACUACCAGAAGUGCAUGAGGAUGAAGCCUUGUCCUGAACACUGGAGUCCUACCC
Molecule: messenger RNA, 1115 nt
Organism: Polyodon spathula (Mississippi paddlefish)
Lineage: Eukaryota; Metazoa; Chordata; Actinopteri; Acipenseriformes; Polyodontidae
Gene: camkk1a
Product: calcium/calmodulin-dependent protein kinase kinase 1, alpha a
Exons: 12
Coding region: 46-1098 (350 amino acids)
Biological process (GO): activation of protein kinase activity; CAMKK-AMPK signaling cascade; protein phosphorylation
Molecular function (GO): ATP binding; protein kinase activity
Source: RefSeq, a predicted model, not a curated record